UGGAUGCAAGUCGUCAGCUCCCAGUCGCAGUUUCCAGUUAUAUGUUCCCAGUGCACUGUCUGUAGGCAGUUACUCAAGCUAUGGACCAGUGUCUAACACAAAAAGGCAAAUGGGCCCAGGGCGACCUUUUUGUGGAUAUUUUUUUUUAUAUUGUUUUAUAGUUUUGCUUGUUUUGAGGGGAAAGCUAGCCUACUUUAACAGUGAGCUGUACCAGGGAAUAACAUGUCCGGGGGAAACAAAGCCAUUGAGUUACAGCUUCAGAUGCGGCAAAAUGCGGAGGAUGUGCAGCGCUUCAUGACGGAGCUGGGGAGUUGGGAGGAAGACAUAAAAAAGAAGGACGAGGAGCUGAGGACGGCAGGACUUCCGGAGUCCCAGACGCUCCCACCUGUGCGCAACAAAGACUACAAAACCAAGAUGAGGGAAAGGAAGAAGAAGAAGAAGAAGGAGCCAACAGGCAAUGGUGACACAAAGGCAAAGGAGCCCAGUGAAGCCUCCAGGAUAAAAGCAUACGACUAUAGAUCAUGGGACAAGUUUGACGUGGACAAAGCUUUGACAGAGAUGGAUGAGGAAGAAAGUCCUGCAGAGUCAAAUGAGUCUGACUCUGAGGAAGCUACAGCUGAUCAGGAGACAGCGCUGGUUGAGAAAGAUAAGGGCAAUGCGUUUUUCAAAGAUGGGAAGUACGACGAGGCAAUUGAGUGUUACACCAGAGGGAUGUGUGCAGAUCCUUACAACCCUGUGCUUCCCACUAACCGAGCCACCUCCUUCUUCAGACUCAAAAAGUAUGCUGUGGCAGAGUCCGACUGCAACUUGGCUAUAGCUCUGGACAGCAACUACUUCAAAGCGUACGCACGAAGAGGAGCAGCACGGUUCGCACUGAAGAAAUAUGAAGCUGCAUUAGAAGAUUACGAGAUGGUUCUCAAGCUUGACCCCGGGAACACAGAAGCACAGAAUGAAGUUAAAAAAAUCAAAGAGACUCUCGGAGAUCAGGCACCAGUCGUCCCGAGUAAAGUCACACAGCCACAGGAGGCUCCCACAGCGGACCCCGAGCGCCAGAGGCUGAUGGAGGAACAGCAGAGACGACAGGAGGCGGCUUUACAAAAAGACAGAGGGAAUUCUUAUUUCAAAGAGGGGAAGUAUGAAGCAGCUGUUGAGUGCUACAGCGCAGGCAUGGAGGCGGACGGCAUGAACGUCCUACUGCCCGCCAACAGAGCUAUGGCCUUCAUCAAGCUGGAGAAGUAUAAAGAGGCAGAGGAAGACUGCACCAAAGCCAUUUUUCUGGACAGUACUUACUCCAAGGCUUUCCACCGUCGUGCCACCACCAGAGCGGCUUUAGGGAAACUGGAGGAGGCCAAACAAGAUUUUCAGGAGGUGUUGAAACUGGAACCAGGGAACAAGCAGGCCCUGAAUGAGCUCCAGAAACUCCAGAUUGAUGCGGCUUCCAGCGGCCUUCUCCAAACCCCUGACGGCACACAGAGGAGAACAGUUCAGCCAAUAGACAAACCAACACAUCUGCGGUCAACUAAACCUCUGAGGAGGAUUGAUAUUGAGGAAGUGAGUGGAAAAGUGACCGUGUCUGAGACGGAGUCAGGCGGGUCCAAGUCCUUCAUCCAGGAAGUGAUGAGGGAGGCCGAGGACCAAUCCUCUCCACUGUCGACUUCGCCCAGCGCCAAGAUUAUCAAGAUGGAGGAGCACGCAGAAGUCCCUUUACAAUCGUCUGAGCAAGUCCCUGCUAGCAGACAGACGGAACAACCCAAACCGGAGGAAAUGGUUCCUUCUACUGCUGUAGCAUCAGUCAGCUCCUCCUCCACAGUAGAUGAGCUGCCUUCUCCACCCACCAACAGCUUCAAGCUGGAGGCCGACUUCCGCACCAUUGGAAACCAGCCUGAAGUGAUUUACAGAUAUCUGAGGCAAAUCCAGCCCGUGGCGUACGCGACCAUUUUCCACAGCUCCCUGGAACCUGACAUCCUCAAUCAGAUCCUGAGGACGCUGCAUGCUUUCUAUAUCAAGAAUGAAGCCCCGGCCGUCACGCUGGAGAUCCUCAGAAGUUUAGCGAGUGUGAGGCGCUUCGACAUGGCCGUCAUGUUCCUGUCGUCCCCGGAGAAGAAAGUGGUUAAAGAACUGUUUGACUUCCUCCACCAAGCGGAGCUGGAGGGAUCAUCUGUCACAGCGUUACAGAAGAAGUACGGUGUGUGACGCUGCUGAUUCUAUAGACUUUUAGUUUCAACACACAGUGCUACACACAGUUACUUUCAAAAACCUAUUAUCUAAUACAGAAUAAAUGUUCAUUUGCUACACUUUUGCUAUGGCCCUGUGGAAAUAUGAUGUAAUCUACUUUCUGUCUUCAUUGCAUUUUUUUAAAUUUUUUUAUUGAAAUUCACACAUUUUAGCUUUUUAUUUGGAACAUGUUGCUUUUUAGUGUUAAGGCUGAAAAUUAAAAACACCUCCAGUGUAGAGUCAUGUUCCUUAUGCAAAAGCUGAUGUCAUUAUUCAUGAUACUUUACAAAUAUCAGCAACUGAGCAAAUAUAUAUAUGUUUAACUAUUUACUCCACAACUCUUGCCAUAACUAUAUCAGCAUGUCAAAAAAUAGUUUUUGUCAGAUAACUAUAUCUUAUAGAGGAUUAACCAGAAGCCAAAGUUUAAGGAUUACUUUGGUAUUUUUCAAUCAGGAUCCUAUUUUCUCAUGUUUUUGUGUCUAAGUGACUGAUGGUGAAAUGCCAUUUUAAUGAAAUGAGUCCAGCAGUGACCGAUGCUUUAGCCAGGAGCUGCGAUACAGGCUGCCAUGAAAUGUCCACCGUCAAUUUCUGUCCACUAACAGUGCUGUUUUGGCCUCAGACAGGCUGGCUUAGAUUUUUAUUCUAAGUGUCUGACAACAUUGUGGAAAAGAUCCCUACAGGAAUAGACCUUUUUGUUAAAGAGUAAGUUCCACAGAAACAGCCCUGAAAUUACCAUAUUUGCCAAACUCACCAUACUCUAUUUAAAUAAACACACAGAGACAACAUAUUUUUACGUGUAAAUAGGUGAAUUAAGGGAUUAUUUUAACCAAACCAGAGUGGUGAUUGUUGGAGCAGUGGAAAGACGAACCAAGACAAAUUUCAUUUUGUUUCUGUCUACUUUAAAUGAAGUGUGUUUUACAGUGAUAAAAUGAUGUUUAUUUACAUGGAGUGUGGUGGGUUUGGCUAUAGCAAUUUUAGAGCUGUUUCAUGUUAAACAAAAAGGAUCUAACUCUUUAACAAAAAGGUCAACCUCUGUAGGGAUCCUUUUCAUAAUAUCAGCAAGCCUGUCCGUGGCAAAACGAGCACAUUUUGUGGACGGAAUUUGAAGGUUUGCAAUUGCCCGUUAACUUACGUUGCACCUUGUUUCACCUUGCUUAAAACUGGACCAAUUUCAGAUUGUUGCUCCCAUUAGUUACAAACAAUGGAAGAUGGGGUCCAGGUUAGAAAACAAAAAUAAAGUUACCCUAUAAGAAGAAGUGUGAAUUUCCAACUUUUCCAAUAUCUUUUGAAUGAAACACAAAUAUGGAUUGGUCUCUGUGAGUACUCUGCUCCGUUUGAAUUUUCCUCCCAUUCUUACAAAACAAUAUGUAUUGACUAUACCUGCUCAGUUUGGCUGGAGAGAACUGUGUGAGAGAUGAGUCAGGAGUAUUUUGCAACUAUAGGUGUUAGUCUCUUUUCAGAAACUGAACAAAUAAAGGUGUAUUUUAUA
This is a messenger RNA of Etheostoma spectabile (orangethroat darter), 3703 nucleotides long. RefSeq names its product RNA polymerase II associated protein 3 (gene rpap3). The transcript has 17 exons. Lineage: Eukaryota; Metazoa; Chordata; Actinopteri; Perciformes; Percidae. Gene Ontology annotation, cellular component: protein folding chaperone complex. Gene Ontology annotation, molecular function: protein binding. The record is from RefSeq and is a predicted model, not a curated record. Bases 223 to 2193 code for a protein of 656 amino acids.